UUAUCUGAUAAGAGAGUUGCUGGCUGCUUGCUAUCUGUCUGAACAACAAGUGAAAGUGGUACUGUCUGCAAACUAAUUGACAAUGGCUGCAAUAAUGGAGAGAGAGCAGCUACUGAUCAAGCCAACAGGGAACACAGUGAUUGUCCCUGACUCUCCUGUUGCUAAGCUGAUGUACUACUUUCAUUGUGUGUGCAGUUGUGUUGCUGAUAGUGAUGACCCUUCUAUUAAACGAUUGAGAGCAUUCCAAACCAACUACAAUUCCCUCUCCAGUGAAGAAGUAUCGACACUUUUGGUUUUAUGCUUGGCUCUCAGCCCUGACAAGUUGAUUAAUAGUGUCUUCUUCUUGAAUAAAGAUAUCAAUGGAAGAAAUGAGUUUUUUGAAGUCAGUGCAGUUUCCACAAAACUUCUUGUUUCAGAGUCUCUGCUUAUUGGAGGGCAGAGGAAGAGAGUGCAAAAAAUUAUGAUGUUCAAGAAAGAGUGGUUAGAGAGGAACUAUAUUCAGCCACUAAAGAGUUUUGUGCCGUCUACUUCGUGCUGUACCAUUUUGUGACCAGAUUAGAUGUGCAUGCCUAUAUACUAACACAUGCAUAAUUAUAUAAUAGUAUAGUUAUAGUGUGAUCAUUACACAUUAUUAGGAUGCAUGGUGAACAUCUGUCCACAUUGUAUAAUUAUACAAUAAGAUAGUCUUAUGUGUAAAUCGAAACUCAA
Messenger RNA from Halichondria panicea, 708 nucleotides. RefSeq lists its product as uncharacterized. NCBI's taxonomy places the organism in Eukaryota, Metazoa, Porifera, Demospongiae, Suberitida, Halichondriidae. The transcript has a single exon. The record is from RefSeq and is a predicted model, not a curated record. Bases 83 to 550 code for a protein of 155 amino acids.